Molecule: messenger RNA, 1431 nt
Organism: Trichobilharzia regenti
Lineage: Eukaryota; Metazoa; Platyhelminthes; Trematoda; Strigeidida; Schistosomatidae
Source: the annotation of a GenBank genome assembly
AUGAAAAUGUCUGAUUCACUGAUGACGAAUGAUUUUACACGAUCAUUGAUCUGUGGUUUAUGCAUGAAAAAGUCUGCAUAUGUUUGUCCUCGUUGUGGAAUUAAUUACUGUUCUUUAAAUUGUUAUCGUGAUGAAAGGCACAAGAAUUGUUCAGAAUCAUUUUAUCAGGAUUGUUGUAUUCAAUCGCUACGUUCUACUUUCGCCAGUCAAUCAGAAAGAUCAAGUAUGACAGAGAUAUUAAAGCGUGAAUCAUCUGCUAUGUCUGAGAUUCCUCAUCUGACAGACGUGGACACCAAAGGAAAUAAUGAACAGAUCAGUGAUGAAGAUGAUGAGAGUGACAAUGGUGAUGAUGAUGAUAUUCAAAAACGGUUUAAGGAUUUAAAUUUAAACGAUGAUAAUAUUAGUGCUGAAGUGAUUUGGUCUCGUUUAACAUUGAAAGAGAAGCGUGAUUUUAAUCGAUUUAUUGAAUCAAGUAAUAUAAUUCAUUUUAUUCCAACGUGGACUCCAUGGUGGCUAGAAAAGAAACCAGUUGUGACGGAGGUUAAUCAACAGCAGAAGAAUGAUACAGUCAAGAAGUCAACAUUAACUUCCAAAAAAUCGUUAGAUCAACUCUUACCCUCGGGAAUAUUGCCUCAUCAAUCAGUGGGAUUUGUUUUGGCUGACGUGUUACUAGGCUAUGCCUUCAUUAUGAGAUUUUACAAUGGUGAUUGCGGGCAACUGAUUGACGAUACAGUCAAUCUUCUGUGUAAUAUAAUCAAAUCAUUUACUCCUAUUUCACAAUCAAAACGUCAAACACCUUCAGAUCAUCCAUUGAAGAAGGAUUGUAAUGAUGAUAGUGUAGAAGGAGAAGAGCAACGAAAGAAAACUAGAAUAAUUAAACCACAGACAAAUUCUUCAUAUAAUAUUAUAGCAUACAAUUGUAUCAACGAUGUACUUAGUACAAUCCAGUAUAAACUUAUGGAGGCGAAUUUACCUUGUCAUCCUUCAAUUAUGAUACUUCUACUUGAAGAUAUUAGUCAUAUACUUGGCAAUAUUGCUUAUUGUACACGUGCUUUACAAGAAUUACACACAUUGGUGUUAAAGUUUAGAAAAAUGUUACGUGAAAGCUCAGAUGAUGAUUCAACAGCAGAAAGUAUCCUAAGCAAAGUGAAUACUGCUCAUCGUAAAUUAGUCUUUUUACAGGCUUGUCUUGAUGAUAAGAAUCAGAUGGCUAGACGUUGGCAGACACUUGUUCUCCCGCGACUUUGGAGUGAAAUAUCCACGGAGCUAAUACAACGAAUACAUGAUAUGAAAGAUUUCAAUGAUGCUGGUAGACGACAGGAUAGUAAAUCAGCCGGUCCGAAUUGGCGUAAUAUGAUCCGAAAUAGCAAUAGCUGUGAUAAUAAUAAUACUGAUCGUGUACUGAUUGAGCCGGUUAAUACUGACAGUUGA